Capsicum annuum is the source of this 911-nucleotide messenger RNA. Its product is annotated as protein EARLY RESPONSIVE TO DEHYDRATION 15. The record is from RefSeq and is a predicted model, not a curated record. Bases 191 to 661 code for a protein of 156 amino acids. The transcript has 3 exons. NCBI's taxonomy places the organism in Eukaryota, Viridiplantae, Streptophyta, Magnoliopsida, Solanales, Solanaceae.
GAUGGUCAAUCAGUGAGCUGCCUCGUUCUUAUCCAACCUCAGGUUCGGUUCCAAACCUACUAGGCUCGGUAUUCCUGCCUAUAAAUGCAACACCUCGAAGAUAAGAAUUCAUACGUGUACGAGUUCAUUUCUUCAGCUCAACAAAAAUCCGAUAAAGACAACUUGAGGUAGCAAUUUGAAGAAAAGCAUUAUGGCGUUAGUUUCUGGAGGUAGAUCAACAUUGAAUCCAAAUGCGCCCCUCUUUGUUCCUUCAUUCGUGCGCGAGGUAGAGGAUUUUUCACCAGAAUGGUGGAAUUUGGUGACAACUUCAACAUGGUUCCAUGACUAUUGGAUGAGCCAGAAUCAGGGAGAGGAAUAUGGUGCUUAUAAUGAUGUUGCUGCUUUGCUUCCUGAAAAUAUUGAUCUCAAUGUCGAUGAGGAUAUCUUGAACAUGGAAGCUCAGUUUGAGGAAUUCCUCCAAUCAUCCGAAAAUGAGCAACAUGGGAUUAAGUCUUCUCUUUAUGGUGUCAAUGUGAUGCCACAAUAUGGUUUACCGUCUGAUGCAUUGAUAAGAACAUUGAGUUCACCACGAUCACCAAUUGGGCCACCCAAGUACUUUGAGAAGCCAGCCAAGAUUGUGAGCCCGAAGAACAGCUUCCGCAGCAUCCAGCAGCCCCGCUGAAUUGCUAGCCCUUUGUUUGCAGCUACUCUAGACAAGCAGCACUUUAGAAAGUCUCUUUUAAGUUUUUAGUUUCAUGUAACUUUCUGUAUAGAGCAAGGUAGGUGGCACUCUUGUAUCUAGCCUUGUUCAUAGUCUAAUGUCCGUUCUCUAACUUAACUACUUGUAAACAACAAAAGUGUAAGAGGGAAAAAAAAAAUGUAAAAACUAGCUUGAACAAAAAUGAUAAAAAUGAGCACCUUUCUAAGUUUCA